AUUAGGAAGGACCCUCAUACGAGACUUCAAUCCUUACAGCAGUGCCAUAUUUCUUUUUCAAUGUCUGGAAAUAUUGCUAUUAUUGCUAGGUUUGCGUGCUCCACCCUUCUCCCCUGUUAUUCUCUCUCCCAUGGAAGUUGCAGGAACGCCCGCCCCACAAUGCCAUCUAUCCAACUGCCAUUGCUACUCCUCUGCCUGACCUUGUGUGGUGUUUGCCUCAACGGUGGGCAACCCCUUCCAGAGGGAAGUGAGAACAUGGGAAGAAGUCCCCUGGAUGACAUCCUGCAGAGAUCUGAAAGCCUCAUUCUUCAGUCUGUCCUCAAGAAAGCUGAAAAGGAAGAAGAGAUGAAUAAAGAAUCAAAUGCCCCUCUGCCAGAAUGGCUUUCCAAAAGACAACACCCUGGGAAAAAGUACCUAAGUGACCUGGAGAAGAGACAGCAUCCUGGAAGAAGAGAUGUUGAGGAAGACGCAUCUUAUGAAGACAUUCAGAAGAGGCAGCAUCCAGGGAAAAGAGAGAUAGAAGACGACCUUUACGGCUAUCUAGAGCUGAAAAAGCAACAGCAUCCUGGCAGAAGCUCAUUGUCGGAUCAGUAUGCUGACAUCCCUAGGGCACAGCUAACCUACGUGAAUGAUUUAUCCAAAAGACAGCAUCCAGGCAGAAGGUAUCUGAUGUACAAGCGCCAGCAUCCUAGCAAAAGAGGCUGGAAUGAUGAGGUAGACCUAAACGACCAAUAUGGUGAGAAACGCCAGCACCCUGGAAAAAGGCACUGGAAUCCUGACAGCCCAGAUGAUGCAGGCCCCUGCAACUUUCAAGAGUCCUUCACCUGUAACAAAGGCAGCUUGUUGCUUGAUUUAGUAGAAAAUGUUAGCAAAGACAGGGUAGAAGAAAAACGUCAGCACCCAGGAAAGAGAUCAGCAUGA
This is a messenger RNA of Fulmarus glacialis (Northern fulmar), 921 nucleotides long. It is a transcript of the gene TRH, whose product is annotated as thyrotropin-releasing hormone. The transcript has 2 exons. The coding region runs from base 61 to 921 and encodes 286 amino acids. The record is from RefSeq and is a predicted model, not a curated record. Gene Ontology annotation, biological process: hormone-mediated signaling pathway. Lineage: Eukaryota; Metazoa; Chordata; Aves; Procellariiformes; Procellariidae. Gene Ontology annotation, molecular function: thyrotropin-releasing hormone activity. Gene Ontology annotation, cellular component: extracellular region.